AUGUCAAGUAAUGGAUGUUUGUCAGACUUUGAGGUCACAGAGCCAUUGCCCAAUAUCACUUGGGACCUUGGGCGCAGCUUUGCCGGUAACCUCCCUGUCCAGCGGGAGGGACAUCCCAACGACACGCUUUACUUCUGGGGUUUUGAAUCAUCAUCUGGUUCCUUGACUGCCGCAGCAGGUGAAAACAGCGACGCACCAUGGGGCAUCUGGUUGAAUGGAGGUCCUGGUGCUUCGAGUCUACUUGGAUUGUUAUACGAGAAUGGUCCUAUUCACUUGAAUCCCGAUCUCGGCGCAUAUGAAAAUCCGUAUGGAUGGAAUAACCUCGCCGAUUACUUCUGGAUAGAUCAACCAGUAGGGACGGGCUGGUCCACCGCGGAUGCUACGGGAUUUGUGUACGACGAAGAUCAAGUCGGAACAGACUUUAUGGGAUUUCUCGACAAUCUUGUGAAAGUAUUUCCAAGCUUGAAAACACGACCUCUCCACUUGACCGGAGAGAGUUACGCUGGGAUGUUCAUCCCCUACAUCACCAAAGCGUAUUUCGGCAUGUCAGAUCCCCCUGUGAACCUUGCCAAAAUUGCUAUUGGAGAUGGAACGAUUGGUUCUGAGGCCGUCUAUGAGUAUCUUCCAACUUUGACCGUCAUGCAAACGUAUCCGCAACUCAUUGGCUACGAUACUGAGGUUUUCGAGUGGUUCAGAGAGCAGGAACACCUCUGCGGCUACGACCUGAACUUGACAUACCCGCAGGACGGUUACUUCCCUGAUUUGCAACUCGUUUACCCUACCGACCCUGCGCGCAUACCCGACCUCUAUAUGAAGAAGCGCAGCCUGCCCAAAUCCUGGCGGGGCAUGAUGCAAGAGGGCCGCAGGCGCUACGGCUCAUCUAGCGUGCGUGCGAAGGACCGUGCGAAUGGGAUUCAAAGGCAGCAUAUGAAGCGCGACCUGGCGGGGCGAGCUAACGGGACGAUCGACCCAUGGUACGGAUGCUUCUUGUACGACGGGAUGGUCGACUAUGCCCUCAACUUCACCUAUCCGUGGGAUGUCACCAGCAGCUUCAGUGGAAUCGAUGUGUAUGAUAUCCCCGAUGCACUUAACCCAGAGAUCCCCAUGGACGGUAGCUACUUCUUCAAUGAUCCCCAAACUGUAGCAGCACUGCACGCUCCCACGAGCCAGCCGUGGGUCGGAGAGAUGGAAUACUACCCCUUCCUUGGCGGUGCAGACAAUGAUUACAACGAUCCUAGUGUCGAGUGCGUCUUCAUCUCUAUAUUCCUGAUCUUGGAAGCGUGCCAACACGAUGCACAGGCCGAUGGCCUUCCUUACAGAGCUAGCAACUAA
Fibroporia radiculosa is the source of this 1332-nucleotide messenger RNA. RefSeq lists its product as uncharacterized. Gene Ontology annotation, molecular function: serine-type carboxypeptidase activity. NCBI's taxonomy places the organism in Eukaryota, Fungi, Basidiomycota, Agaricomycetes, Polyporales, Fibroporiaceae. The record is from RefSeq and is a predicted model, not a curated record. Gene Ontology annotation, biological process: proteolysis. The transcript has 14 exons. Bases 1 to 1332 code for a protein of 443 amino acids.